This is a messenger RNA of Acanthoscelides obtectus, 2386 nucleotides long. Lineage: Eukaryota; Metazoa; Arthropoda; Insecta; Coleoptera; Chrysomelidae. The record is from the annotation of a GenBank genome assembly.
AACAUGCAAACAUAAACCAAAAGUUAAAAUGUCUUUGUACAAUGAGAAACAUCAGUCACGAAGCCAGAGGAUGGUAGAUAUAGCUAAGAAAAAUAAAACGGAAAAUUCUAACAUAAAUGACGAUGUAGCUACCACAACCGAUGACAAUAAGAAGAUUAUCAUUUUGAAAAAUGAUGUUAUUCAAAAACCUCAUUGUGGCUUGGUUAGCGAGCAAGUUGUUAACAAUCAAGAUCAAGACGAAUACCAGUCUAUUGAUCAACAACCAAUGGAACUUGUAAGAGACUUUGUUAGCGAGGAAGUUGUUAGCAAUCAAGAUCAAGACCAAUACCAGUCUAUUGAUCAACAAACAAUGAAAAUUGAACCACAUUGUUCCUCUGUGAACCAGCAAGUUGUUACCGAUCAAGAUCAAGGAAAACUUCAAUAUAUUGAUCAACAAAAUAUGGAAAUUGACGUAGGGGACAACAAAAGCGACAUAACCGAUCCUUUUGCUACUGAUUCAGAUAAUUCUUACAGAACAGAAAGUGACAAUGAAACCAGCGAGUCAGAGAGAGAAACACAAAAAAGGAAAAAAAAGUCAAGAAAAAGAGUCAGAAAUGAGUUAGGGUGGCAAGUAUCUAAAAGGAAGGUUGCAAGAGCAAAUGGCCAAGAAUAUAAAACAAAAAAGAAUAAAAUUGUCCAGGCAAAAAUCUUGAAAGAACCAUGUAGAUGCAAGAAAAAGUGCUAUGAAAAAUUUAGCCAUGAGGAAAGGAUAAGUAUUUUUAAAGACUUUUAUUCUUUGACAUAUAAUGAACAAACUCAGAUUUUGUCAAGUUCAGUUAGGGAAUUUAAAAAGCGUCGAUGCACUAAACUUGAAGAAGACAGCAGAAGAUCAUUUAGUCAUACCUAUCUACUGAACAAAGGAGGAUUACCUAUAGAAGUUUGUAAGGUGAUGUUUAUGAAUACUCUGGAUGUAAGUUUUAAAAGAGUAAGAUAUACGAUUGAGAAGUGUAGGCUUUCUAUAAGCGGAAUAUGUGGACCAGACCAAAGAGGGAAGCAUGGCAACCACCAUAAAAUAUCAGAUGAAGAUAAAAGUUUUGUAAUCCAACAUAUCUCUAAAUUUCCAGCUUACAAGAGUCAUUAUUCUCGAUCGCAUUCAGAGAAACGAUACUUAUCUCCCGAUUUAAGCAUUCAACAAAUGUAUAGGCUUUAUAUCGAAUAUUGUAAAGAAGCGGAAAAAACUCCGGUGUCUGACCACUAUUACCGAAGUAUUUUUGUGUCCAAUUUCAACCUUUCGUUUCAUCCACCCCAUAACGAUACCUGCAGCAAGUGCGAUAAGUUAAACAUCUUAAUAAAAUCUUCCGCUGAUGAAGGACAAAAAAUAGACUACGAACGAGAAAAAAAAGAACAUUUAGAUGCAGCAGAGAAGACGUACAAUGCAAAAAGGAUUGACAAAGAAAAAAGUAAACAAGAUGAAACUAUAGUAACGGCAAUGUUCGACUUACAAAAAUGUUUACCGACUCCCCACCUAAAAAGUGGAAUUGCCUUUUAUAAAAGGCAGUUGUGGGUUUUCAACCUAACAAUAUACGAGGUUACAAAAUCCAACGGAAAUAGAUCUUUUUGUUUCAUGUGGGACGAAACCACUUCAAACCGUGGAGGACAGGAAAUUGCAUCCUGUCUCCUUAAGUACAUAAGAAACUUGCCCCCAGGGGCAACCUGUCUAAAUUUAUAUAGUGAUUGCUGCUCAGGGCAAAAUAAAAACAUUCAUGUUGUUACUCUACUGUCCAAGGUGUUUCAACUUUUGCCACCAAACCACAUGCUAAAAGAAGUCCACCACAAAUUCCUAAUCUCCGGUCAUACUCACUUGGAAGCAGACUCGAUUCAUGCUUCAAUAGAAAAAGCUAAAAAGCACACAACAAUGGAUAUAGAAAUACCCAGAGACUGGUCCACUCUGGUUCGCAGCAUUCAGCGAAAAGGAGGAAUUAAAGUCAUUGACAUGUCUCAGGAUGAUUUUUACAAUAUAAGCGCUCUUCAGAAAGCGUAUUUUGUGAAUAGAAAGAAAAACGCGGACGGAGAGCAAAUGUCUUUUUUGAAAGCAAACUAUUUCCUCUACACGAAGGAAAACCCUGGAAAAAUUUUCUACAAGGAAGGCUUAUUGGCAAAAGAAGAUUUCAAAGUCUGGGAUAUAACAAAGAAGAAAAAAGGACAGCCAGAUGAGACACAACUCGUUUUGGAAAGGCUACAUAAUUCGUACCCGUUGCCUCUUCCAAAAAAAAAAUUGGACGACAUUAAUACGUUAAUACAAUAUAUACACCCAAAUUGUCGGCUUUUUUAUGCUAAUCUCAAAUCAGAAGAAACAGCUGCCGAUGAAGAUGUAUGUCCGACAGCUAUUUUACAAUAUGAUGAAUAA